Molecule: messenger RNA, 729 nt
Organism: Penicillium crustosum
Lineage: Eukaryota; Fungi; Ascomycota; Eurotiomycetes; Eurotiales; Aspergillaceae
Product: maleate cis-trans isomerase family protein
Exons: 1
Coding region: 1-729 (242 amino acids)
Source: RefSeq, a predicted model, not a curated record
AUGUCCAAACGUAUCCGUCUUGGCAUUCUCACGCCUUCUUCCAAUACCAGCCUUGAGCCAUUGUCGCAAGCAAUCAUCGCUCAACUUCCCAAUGUCUCCGUCCACUUUUCUCGGUUUACUGUUUUGAAGAUCAGCCUCGAGCAGGAUGCCCUCCAACAAUUUCAAAAUGAAGCAAUCUUAACCGCGGCCAAGCUACUGGCGGACGCCAACGUCGACAUCAUUGGUUGGAGUGGCACUUCGUCUGGGUGGCUAGGCUUUCCCGCCGACAAAGAGCUGUGUGAAAUCAUUACUGCAGCGACGGGUAUCCCCGCUACGACGUCCGUGUUGGCCUUGAAUAAAGCUCUUAAGCUGGUCUCUGCUACAGAACUAGGGCUUGUGACACCAUACAUGGACAACGUACAGGAAGCCAUUAUAAAGACAUACCAGACAAUUGGCGUUGACUGCAGCAAGGAACGACAUCUACAAUUGUCGAAGAACUCUUCAUUUGCCGAUGUCGAAGAGUCUACGCUCGAUGAAAUGGUGGCUGACCUGGCGGGCCGCCAGGUGCAGGUGAUUUCUACUUUCUGUACCAACCUUCGAGCUGCUCAGAGGGUGGAAUACUGGGAAAAGACGCACGGCAUCACGGUGUUAGAUACGGUGAACACAGUCAUUUGGGACAUGUUGUUAUUGUGUGAGAUAGAUCCAACCGCAGUUCAGGGGUGGGGACGGCUGUUCCAAUUGAAAGGAUGA